GGAGGAUAAAAUACAAGGAAUUAAAGGGAUGAUACAAUAAAGGCAAAGAAGAGGAGCAUCAAAAAGAGGUCACAGGAGAGUACACUGAACACAAAAAAGAAAAUUCUCCGGAGAUGGGGUCAGGUGGAAACAUGUGCAGAUCACUAUUAGUUUUCUUCGUCCUGUGUCUUCCGGGUGUCUUCAUGGAACAGACCCGUCUUCUAGAACAGAGGAAGCCUUUCUUUGAACGUUUUAGACGGUUGGAGGAGCAGUUUCGUCGCUUUCAGGAAGUCACCUUGACCCGUCUACAAGGAAUCGCUGAAAACUACAACGUCUCCUACAACAUUGACGCCCGCUUCCAUCAUAUUCACAACCAGCAGCAAUCACUGGCCGAAAACUUCAACGUCACCAACGAGGUGACGCAGGCCGAGCUAAAUGGCAUCAAAUUCUGGCUGAAAAAGAUUCAGAAGAAAACCAAAAAGUUGGACUUGAAGUUCUCCACCCUGGAACAGGCCGUGGCAGAGAGAAACAAGCAGCUAACCAAAGAGAACAAAGUUCGAGACGUGACUGUGGCCAACCUGACAUCGGCCCUCAGCGGCCAGAAGAGGAUCAUCUACCAGCUGGUGAAGGACAAGAGCGCGUUACAGAAGGGGAUGGAGAUGCUCCGCGAGUCUGUGGAAAGACAAGGAGGCAAAAUAGUGGAUUUGGAGAUGCAGUUGCAGAAUAUGCACCAAAAUGAGAUCAUGCCACCAAGUGCUUUGAUGGCACCACAAGUGAUGAACCGAACCCCUGAAACCAGACAAGAAGUUCCAUCACAUACCGACUCUGGACCUAAAACUUCCCAACAACGCAUGGUAAAGCUCCAGGGCAAACAUAAUCAGAUGAAAAAGUUGCAAGAAGACCUGAUGACCACCAUUGGUAAGAUGUCUCCCAUGGCAGCUCAACAUAGAGAGGAGACCAGGACGCUCGGUCCAACCAAGGAAAAGACAACUCGUCUCCAAACUACAAGGGCACCAUCAAGUGUGACACUGGUUCCACAUCAGAACCACAAAACUACCCAGUAUGAAGACCAGGUGACGGAUGACCACAUCGCUAGUAAUGUCAUCCAGAUUUUAGCCUUAAGAGGAAAUGUGACCAAGGAUGACAGCCCUCCUGGAGGGAUCAAAGCUCCAUAUGUACACAGUACAAGGAGGCCAUUACAAGUCACCGAGGCCCCAGAACCAGAAGAGAAGACCACCAAGGUCCCAGCAACACUCUGCAACGUGGAUUCUAUGCUCAUUUUCCCCAAUUCUUCCACGGAGAACUUCGCAACAUUCGGUAAGGGAUUGAGGGAACCCUUGCAUGAACUCUCCAUCUGCAGCUGGGUGAAGACUAAUGUAAGCUACGUAGGCACCAUCCUUUCAUAUGCAACAGAAGAGAACGACAACAAGCUGGUUCUUCAUGGCAGACAUGGUGCCACCUAUGACUCACUUCACUUUGUCAUUGGAGACCCGGCUUUCCGAGAACUCCCGCUUGUCCCGCUGGCAGAUGGCAGUUGGCACCACACCUGCUUCAUCUGGUCCUCCAUCCAAGGCAAAUACUGGUUCUAUGUUGACCGCAGGUUAAUUGUUAUUGGCUCCAAAUUUCAGAAAGGUUAUGAGAUCCCUCCUGGAGGAUCUUUAGUUCUUGGCCAAGAACAGGACACCUUGGGUGGUGGCUUUGACAGCUCGGAAGCUUUUGUUGGACAAUUGGCAGGAUUUGCAAUGUGGAAUAGAGCUUUAACACCUGGAGAAGUCUCUGGUAUUGCCACUGGUAAAGGCUUGCCAAGAGGUACCAUCUUAACCAUCGCUGAUGCCUCCUCGCUUCAUGGUUCAGUGGAGCGGGUGGACUGUACCUGUCUGGAGCACUGUCUGUAGAUUUCCAUAAUGCUGUGUUAAUAGAGGAUUGCCUCCAUAUUGGACAAUUAUUUAUGGGACCGCUAUGGGCAUGUUACACCAUCUAUGUAAACCCACCAUUAGUGACCAAUAAUCAAAAAUAUAUUAGUAUAUUUAGCCAGUCAAAAUGAGUGUCAGACUGGCCCAAAAGAAGAUCCUCGAUGACUGGCCACCACAUGGCCCAUGAGGUCCUCAAAUGACUCUAGGACCCAUUAACUA
Molecule: messenger RNA, 2111 nt
Organism: Bufo bufo (common toad)
Lineage: Eukaryota; Metazoa; Chordata; Amphibia; Anura; Bufonidae
Gene: PTX4
Product: pentraxin 4
Exons: 3
Coding region: 114-1874 (586 amino acids)
Source: RefSeq, a predicted model, not a curated record